AUGGUAGAGAAGGUGCUUGCAGCUGGGCCCUUGACGUCGAGACCAGGAAAUGCUCGACGCGGGACAUGCGGGUCGACGCGGAGAUGCCGUCGCAGGCUCGCUCUGAGAGGGUCGAGGCCUGGGGCGUGUCGAUCGGGCCGCUUCAAGUUGGGCCUGGGUUUGGAUCGAGGUGGUGUUCCUGGGGCCGUCGUUCGACAUCAGGUAGCGACUGGGGGCAGCGGCUCCAGGUGCCUGACAUGUGUCCGGACGUGUGGGACAUGGCUGGUUCGGUGUAGUGCGAACGCGCGGUACCGACUGGAAGUAGUGGUGGCAGCCCUUCUUUGCAUUUGUGCUGGUGCUUGUGCUGGCUGGGCUGAGCGUGACUGA
This is a messenger RNA of Bipolaris oryzae ATCC 44560, 366 nucleotides long. RefSeq lists its product as uncharacterized. The transcript is spliced from 2 exons. The record is from RefSeq and is a predicted model, not a curated record. Bases 1 to 366 code for a protein of 121 amino acids. Lineage: Eukaryota; Fungi; Ascomycota; Dothideomycetes; Pleosporales; Pleosporaceae.